Sinocyclocheilus grahami is the source of this 501-nucleotide messenger RNA. RefSeq names its product putative helicase mov-10-B.2. The coding region runs from base 37 to 501 and encodes 154 amino acids. The record is from RefSeq and is a predicted model, not a curated record. NCBI's taxonomy places the organism in Eukaryota, Metazoa, Chordata, Actinopteri, Cypriniformes, Cyprinidae. The transcript has 3 exons.
AUCACCACAGAGCUCACGGAACCAGAGUUAAGAAACAUGAGCAGGAAAAAGAGAAAUAAUCAGCUCUCUAAGGCUGAUUUGCGUGUAGUUGGAUUUGACUUUAUAGAGUUUCUGGAGGAAAGCGAAAGGAGAUCCAUUACUGAUAGAACACUUCUCAAAGACAUCUACAAUAAUGAGUUCCGACACAGGGAUGGAGUCAGAAGAGACCCAAACUUCUCUUCAGUCCUCUUUGUAUUGAGAAAUUGCAGCAAAGCGCGCAUCACCAGAUCAGGACAUGUUUACUUCAACACCAAUGUCAGAGUGCAGCACGAUCAGUGGUUUAGACCCCGUCGCAGACAGCAAAACCAAGCUACUCCCCCUCUGAGUAAUGGUAGCUCACCGCCACCCGCUAGUGCCCAGGUUCCUGACCCACCAUCAGUGCCAGGGCCAGAAGAUGGAGUUAGAGGAAGGAGAAAACUGUCCAAAGACCUCCUGCGCAGAAUAAACACUACAGAAAAGUGA